Ostertagia ostertagi is the source of this 1197-nucleotide messenger RNA. Lineage: Eukaryota; Metazoa; Nematoda; Chromadorea; Rhabditida; Trichostrongylidae. The record is from the annotation of a GenBank genome assembly.
AUGGACGAGGUUGAUGGAAUGAGUGGAACUGAGGACCGUGCAGGGAUUGCUGAAUUGAUACAAAUCAUCAAGGAAUCAAAAAUUCCUAUAAUUUGUAUUUGUAACGAUCGGCAGCAUCCGAAGAUAAGGAGUCUUGCGAAUUAUUGCUUCGAUGUACGCUUCCAAAAACCGCGUGUGGAACAGAUCAGGGCUAGAAUGAUGUCCAUCGCAUGUCAGGAAAAGUUGAAAAUCUCAAAGGAAGAACUGGAUCAGAUGAUUGAAUUGUCAGGUCACGAUGUUAGACAAUCAAUCUACAACUUGCAGUUGUACUCAUCAUCUGGUGGAAAAACUAAGGUGCAAAAGAAGGACGUUGCAGUUGGACCAUUCGAAGCAGCGCGGAAGCUUUUGGAUUCACGUUCGACACUUCAAGAAAAACAGGACAUGUUCUUCGUUGACUACGGCAUCAUGCCGUUGCCCAAACAAGCUUUGGCUGGAUUGCGAAAAGCGGCUGAUCUCAUUUCGCAUGGCGAUACAAUUGAACGAUGUAUCCGUUCUACCGGUACCUGGAAACUGCUGAAUGAACAGGCAAUGCUAGGUUGCGCACUGCCAUCCAUUGCCGUGGAUGCACAUCUGCGAGCGAUGAUUCAGUUCCCAGCAUGGUUGGGCAAGAAUUCAACUGCUAACAAACGGCAACGUCUCUUGAAGCAGCUAGCCAUGCAUACACACCUGAAGAUCUCAGCUGAUAACUAUUCACUAGUUGCUGACUAUGUGCCUGUAUUGCGCGACUGUCUUACGAAACCGCUUCUGGAAAGGGAAACGGAUGGAGUUUUUGAGGUGGUGUGCACAAUGAAUGAUUACGAUUUGAUACGAGAAGACACUGAAGCCGGUAUCAGAGUUAAAGCAGCCCUAACGAGAGCCCUAAAUAAGGAAUAUCGAACAUUACCCUAUGCAACUGAUGAUAUUGGGAAGACACGUAGGAAAGCUCAGCAAGUUGAAUACGAGGUGGAAUUAGAUGAAGAAGGAAAUAUUAUCGAAAGGAUUGAUGGCGAGGAAAGCGGGUUUGAGGAUGAUAGUGAAGAUGAGGAUUACAAGCCUGGUUCCAAGUCAAAAGCAAAGCCGAAACCUACUCCAACUGCUGCACGUGGGCGUGGACGAGGCGGCAGCACCGGUGCCACAUCUCGUGGAGGUGGUAGCGCUAAGAGAGGGCGGGGUAAAUAG